AUGAUUGCAGAGGUGGGAGUGCAGAAGAGGCUGUUUGGAUUGAGUUUGAAGAGAGAAAAACAGAAAGCUGAAGUCAAGGACAGAAGCAUUUUAAAGGUUUUGCAAGCCAAAGACAGCAAAAUAGAAGCUUUAGAACAGAGGCUCACAGGACAGCAGCAGGAGAUAAACAGCUUAAUGCAGAGAAAAAAUGCUGUGGAUGAGGAAAAUACCCGUUUGAAGAAUGAAUUCGGUAGCUUGAACUGGAAAUUUAAAGAUAAAAGCCAAGAACUUAAGGACACUGAGGAGUGUGCACAGAAGAAGGAAGAGCAAAACAGACUGGUUAUAAAAAACCUGGAGGAGAAAAAUAAGGGAUUAAAUAUAUGCUGUGCUGACCUGCUAAGUGACCUGGAGAAACUGAGGAAGCAGGAGGCACAGUGGAAAAAAAAAUCUGGCAAUGAUACCAGAAUAAAGGAUUUGGAAACUGAUUUAGCAGAGACAAGAGAGCAAAUUAAAAGUUGGCACAGUAUAUGCAGUAACUUGUUGUCUCAGGUAGAUGUGAAACAGGAAGAACGUUUCCAAAAGGAUUGUGAUGUGGUCGGAGCUAAGAAGGAGUUAGAGGAGCUACAGAAUCUUUACAGACAAAACAUUGAAGAUAGAACACAGCAGGCUGAGCUGAUAAAGCAGCUAGAGUCUCUCAAUGCUGAUACACAAGAAGUACUGCAAGACCAAGAAUAUGCUCACACAGCUAAAACAACAUAUGAAAAAGUAUGUUAUUCUGUAUUUCAACAGCCUAUAAGUGAGCUAGAGAGCUAUAUUACAGUGCAAGAAUCAGAAAUGGAGCUUUUACAGAAAAAAUUGAAGGAAGUGGAUCUUAACCUAGCAGAGCAUAAUUUGUACACUACAGAUACUCUGGAAAGCAACAAUAUAAGGACUGGAAGAAAGCACAAGGAACCACCUGUGAAAUGUUCAAGGUCUCUGUCCCCAAAGAGCUCUUUUAGAGAGUCAGAGGAGUCUCAAGAAUCUUAUGAGCUAAGAGCAGCCUAUGGAAAACACGAAGAAAGGCUGCAGAUGUUACAGCCCAACUACAGAGUGCUAAAAGAGCAGUUAAAGCAGUGGGAAGAGGGCAAUAGCAGCCUUGAAAAUAGUAAAAGCAGAUACCAGCAUACAGGCUCCUGUCAGCUCUGUCAAGAAAAUCCUGAUGUGAUGUGGAAUGAACUGGCUUUUUUCAAAAGGGAGCACAAAAAGCUGCUGAUUGAGAAACUGAAUCUUGAGGAUGAAUUGGAUCAGAUGAAAAUACAACAAUCUUGGAGUACAGUAAAUGCUGAUAUAAAAGCUACAACAGGCAUUCAAAUGAGUGAAUAUUUAGAAAAAGAUGAAAAGCAUGUUCGUAUUAUCUUUGUGUGUUACUUAAAGAAUGUUCUAAAUUCACUUUUUAAACUUAGUGAGGAUGAUGGGGUCAAGGGUAAUACUCCAAAGAGGUAUAUGAGAGAAGUUUCACAUGAGAUGCUACAGAAGGUACAACAACUAGAAAGAAGAUUCAAAACUAUUGAAGGGGAAUUAAAGAAACAGAAAGAAGUAAAUAAAGACUUACUGAAUGAGAAAAUGUAUUUGAAAGAAUCUUGGAAAGUGCAAAAGGAAGCUGCAGACACAAGAAAAAGAGAGCUGGAAACACUACAUAAGAGGAUUUGUGAGGUAAAAAAAGAAAAAGCAGAACUUCAGUUCUUGAUUGAUGAGAAGGAAAAAGAAGCUGCCUCUUUGAAGAGGUAAGUGACAGAAGCUAACAGGUUGAGAAAUGAAAGUGAAGAUUUGCUGAGUCAAGUGCAGGAACAGAAGUGUUUGCUGGAUAAAGCCAAAGCAGUGGCAAUCUCUGGGCAAUGUAAUUGCAAGAUAACAGGCACCAAGGUUAAAUUAAAAACAGCCAAGAAAAAGAGCUCUUUGGGACAUCAUGGAGCUUUUCUCAAACAGUCCAUCAAGGUUAUGAGUAAUGUGUUUGAGAACUUCAGUAAGGACGGCUGGGAGGAUGUGAGUGAAAGCAGUGACUCUGAAAUAUCAACUUCUGAAAGUUUGGAAACAGUGAUUAUGAAGACAGUCCAAAACAUUGAUCCCCUGCCAGACAGAAGUAAACAAGAAGAAAAAAAGCCCUGCAGUGUCCUUCAUUUAGAAAUCCAAAAUGAGCAAUAUAAUAAAAAGCACCAUACAGAGCAGGCUGAUAUAACCCAUAACAGGGGGAUAGCAACACCCCUCUCUACCUCCCUUCUAGCCAAAUGCAGUAUUCAGAAACUGGGCUGCUCUGUUACUCUACUGCAGGAAAAAAUCAAGCCACUGUAGAAGCAGGUAGCUGUUGUACAGAGUAAAAAAAAGACCACAGUGGCUUCCAUUAAAAAUGUUAAACAAGCCAAUGACAAAUUAACAGGUCAGCUACAUUUGCCUGAUCAGAGACUUCAAUCAGACACUCUUACUAUCCUUAUUUUGACCUCCAGCCUGGCCAAGUGGCAAGUGGAGAAGGAAGAUUUACAAGGAAAAUUAAAGUUGAGAGAACAUCUGUCUCAAACUGCUGGCAAGAGUGAAGCCACACCAGCUCCUUCAAAGAACACUGAUUUAGAGAUGAAACAGCUGCAGUGCAAACUAAAGAAUUCGAACACUGAGAUCGCUAAGCAAUCGACCACCAUUAAGUCACUUAAAAAACAAGUCCAGGAAAAAGAAGAAUGGAUUCAGGAACUGCAAGCGAAAAUUUCUGAGUUGGAGAGGGAUGUUACUAUGAAAAGGCAUUUGACAGAAGUCUUAAGGUCUUGCCUAAAAGCAAAUCGAAAUGAGAAAACCUCAAAUGAAACAUUGGAAAGUCUUGAGAGAAAGGUGAAGGCUGAAGACAAAAAAGCUUCCAAUGACUCAAUGAAACAAAGGUUUGAUGUAGCUAUGAAAGAGAAGUCUCAGUAUGAGCAGGUGUAUCACCAAGCUAAAGAUGAUUUGGAGAAAAGGGAUCUCAAGAUUGCUAAAUUAGAGAGAAAAGUGAUGGAGAGUGAAUGUGCUAUGAAUGAGCUUGUAACUGCUGCAUCUCAACUACAUGGCUUGGCUAAGCAGAGUACACAGGCUUUGGAGACUCUACAGAAGGAGCUGCUGCUCACCAGUGGCAAAGUAGAAGAGUUCAAGACAUUUGUGAAGUCUCUAACUGGAGAAUUACAUCACAGUGUACAAGAGCUGAGAACAAAAAUCAAACUGGCAAAAAAACUGGGAGAAAUGAAAGCAUGCAAAAAGGGUCUUUCCCAAGAGAGUUUUCAGUUAGCACCGUCUAUCCUCAAUGUUUCAAAAAGUGAUCUUUACGAAAUACUACAAGAAAGAGAUGAUAAGGAAACAGCAGAAACAGAAAUGGAAUUUGAAAAAGAUAAAGAAUGGCUACAGCAUAUACAGAAACUUCUUGAAGGACAGUUUCCUUUUGCCUCAUACUUAAUGGAUGCUGUACGAAAAUUAAAUGAGAAGAAGAAAUUGGUAGAAGAGUACAGUUCCCUCAUGAAGCACACUGUAUGAUAUUGCUAAGAUUUAUAUUUGCAAAGUGUGACUGAAAUGUGUGCUGUUUCCUCAUGUCUUUCCUCUUCUCACAAAGAACUGUCAAUGUGCAUGUUCAAUACAUACACAGAAACCAUGGACUAAUUAAUUGUUGAACAAGAGGAAUUAAUUAAAUUCCUAUUAGAAAGCAGUGUGGUAUUUGAUUCCUGAAGAGAAAAAUUACUGCAAAUCAAUGCAAAGCUCGAAAUUAUUUUCCUUUAAAUGCAUUGGCAGUGAACACAUGUGCAGGCUUUGCAGAGAGAGGAUGUCUUUGUUAUAACUAAUACACAUCUGUACAAUUUUGAAAGAACAAAAAGCAGCCAAGUAACACCUGAUUGUACUAAUCAGAACCUCAGAAGUAGGAUUUAUAAAGGAACUGGGAAUAUCACUGAGAUUUUGAAUACCUAAUUUUGUUUCUUUGUAAAGCCAAACUUUUUGAUAUAUGCUACAUGAAAUGACAUGCUUUUAU
Messenger RNA from Pyrgilauda ruficollis (rufous-necked snowfinch), 3988 nucleotides. It is a transcript of the gene CNTLN, whose product is annotated as centlein. NCBI's taxonomy places the organism in Eukaryota, Metazoa, Chordata, Aves, Passeriformes, Passeridae. Gene Ontology annotation, biological process: centriole-centriole cohesion; protein localization to organelle. Gene Ontology annotation, cellular component: centrosome; centriole. The record is from RefSeq and is a predicted model, not a curated record.